This is a messenger RNA of Nematolebias whitei (Rio pearlfish), 2100 nucleotides long. RefSeq lists its product as uncharacterized. NCBI's taxonomy places the organism in Eukaryota, Metazoa, Chordata, Actinopteri, Cyprinodontiformes, Rivulidae. The record is from RefSeq and is a predicted model, not a curated record. The transcript has 16 exons. Bases 22 to 2100 code for a protein of 692 amino acids.
UCCAGUCUCCGACAUUGUGCCAUGAGUUGGUUGUUAGAAUUAGGGUGGCUUUGUCUCAUGAUUGUGUUUUCAAACAUAGAGGCUCAAAAGAAAUAUGCCUUAAAUAUCAGCACAAAAUGUCUGGGGAACAUCAUGCGUGUGGAUGUUGGUCCUCUUGAAGGAAACCUUUUGGAGGUUGCAGUUGUCGUCAAUAACACUGCUGUGGUUCUUACGCCGAGCUUGGCAUCGCAAUGUGGCUUCAGCAUGAAGACUGACAAGCUUGGGAAUGCCAUGAUCUACAUCUCCCUCCAAAACUGUUUUGCUCAAAACGUGGACGACAAAAUGUUUGCAACAGCCCUUCACCUCCGGGUGCACGGAAACCUGUUUGAAGACGAGCUGUAUCAAGUGGCUGAAACCUGUCGGUAUGAUGCCUGGGCCUCCAGGGAAAUCAUCUGUGAUUACAACUACGUGGAGAUAUCUGUGAAACGGGCGGCUCCAGAUGAAUAUGCCUUGCCACAGACUAGCUCAAAGUCCAUCAACUCUCGACGAGCUGCAGAGAAACAACCCUUGGAUGCAGGCUUCAGAGUGACAACGGUUUUGUUUUUCACACCUGAAGGAGAGAAGGCAAUGAGCGUGGCUGAUGCCCAGAGAAGUGGGUAUGGCAUAGGAAAUACUCCAACAAGGCUGGUCCUGCGGAGUCCGAUAAUGGCACCAGAAAUGUACAUUCAGGAUGUAGCACAGAUUCCCAUGAGGGUUCUGAGCACUUCAACAAUCUUUGAAAAGAAAUGGCUGGCGACUCAAAUUGAUGCAGCUGCUGCGUGCCCCAUGCAAGAGGGCAGCGUUUUCUUCACUCCGACCACAAUCACCUGGUACCUGCCCCGUCAGCCAGACCCAUUGAUCACAUCUGGCCCGUUCAACCUGAUGGCGGUGCACUUUGGCAUCAAUGGUCAAAGGCUCAGUGCUGCUGUCAUGCAAGCCCAUCAAUACUUUGUAUCUAUUGACGACUAUUUUAUCGUGACUACAAUUCCUAUUGGCGCUGCCGGUGGCUACUUCAAGAGUCACAUUAAAGAUGAUCAGUACUUCAUCUCGUACAUGAUCGAGCCAAUGCUUGAGCUGCUCUGGACUGACGACUCCACUCACGAGGACACCAGAUACAAAGUGUUCUUUCACAUCUCCACAGACUUGAUGCCUCAACCUUUGCAACUGAUUGACAAUACUGUUCCAGUGGAGCAGAUGUUUAACUUAAUACUGGGACAAUUUGCAUCUGAUGUGGUUCUGAUGAACAUUACCUUCCCCUCUGGUGUGUUGUCCACGGCUGAAUGCAGUGCCAGAGGCUUCAAUGUCAUGGAGCACAUGUCUCCUAACGGCAGCAUGAAGGUCUUCACCCUUCAAGUACCCUUCACAGACCCUGUAGUCCUUGAACAGACACAAAAUGGCGUGGUGGUUUAUUCUCUUCACCUGGUCUUUGGCUUGUUGGUGCUGGAAGAGCUUGUUCCCUUUUCUUACGUAGCUUAUGUGGAAGCUGCUGUACGAAACACGGUCCCACCCUCCAUUUCUGGUGGCUGUGAUAAGCAAAACUUCUACGUCCUCGUGAAACACGGAACAGAUUACAACUUCCAGACUGCAGUUGGAAAGCGCUUCAUGACUCCCAGUUUGGCUCAGCAGUACAACUACAUGGAUAACGGGACGCACUUCAGUUUUGUUGUUCCAUUUAAUGCUCCUGAUGUGUCCGUUGAGGCUAUUGAAGAAUCAUCAAUUAGGUGCCGACUUGAUGUAUUUUUAAGCAAUCCAGAGACAAAUGCAAAAAUCAAGGACUUCUCUGUGGCUUGCAACUUUCCUGCAACGCUGACUGAAUGUUUCCCAAAUGGAACGAUGACCGCUUUGGCUAUAAAACUGGAGUCUGUCCCCUCUCUCAACCCUGCUCAGCUCACCCUCGUAGACCCCCUCUGUGGCCCCUCCUACAGCGAUGACAGCCAUUCUUUCUUUGUCUUUACUGUGAAUUCAUGUGGGACCACCAGAAAGUUUUUGCCCAAUGCCAUGCUGUAUGAAAAUGAAAUCUCUCUGCCUGAUGCCCUUGUGAUGAGAAAAGACUUGAAUUCAGAGGAACCGGAGUAUCAGUAA